CGCUUUAGUUUCCGUCCCGGCCUGUGACGUCAGUUCCGGCGCCGCGCCGUCUCCGCAGCGACCAUGGCGCUGAACGCGGGCGCGGAGCCGUUCCCGGGCGCGGCGGCGGAGCUGGAAGCCCGUCGGGAGCGGCAGGAGCGGACCAUCCUGCUGCAGGACAAACAGCAGCAGCUCUACUGCGUGGCCUGUCAGGAGCUGGACUGCGACGGGGCGGGGGGCGGCCCUGCCCCGGAGCCCUCAUCCUCCUCGCCGCCGCCCCCCCGCCAGCCGGCCGCCCCCCGCCCCGAGCACUGCGAGGGAGCAGCGACGGGGUUACGGGGGGCCCCCCCCGGGCCCCCCGGGCCCCCCGGCGAGGCGGCGGUGGGGGCGGCGCGGGCGGCCGUGCUGGAGAAGCUGGCGUGUGGGCGGCGCGGGAGCUGCCCCGCACGGCCUCGGCCGAGGGCAGCACCCAGCUCUGCGCCCUGGUGCGGGCCUGCGCCGAGGCCCUGGGGGGGCUGCAGGCCCUCGCCCCCCCCGGCAGCCCCCCAUAAACGCUCCGUCAAUGCAGAACCCACCCGUGGCCUCCUGCUCCUUAUUGGGGGGCUCCUUCCGCCGUCCCUGGGGUUGGGGGGAGGGCGUUAUGGGGCAUCUGUGGGGUGA
Phalacrocorax carbo (great cormorant) is the source of this 639-nucleotide messenger RNA. Lineage: Eukaryota; Metazoa; Chordata; Aves; Suliformes; Phalacrocoracidae. The record is from RefSeq and is a predicted model, not a curated record.